AUGCAAGCGACGAGCAUUCACAAUCUCAAAGGCCUACAUGUUGAUCAGACUGGUCAUGGCCAGUCAUAUGAUAAAGGUGAGAUGCUUCGAGCUCGUAAUCUCAAGCGAUAUAUCAAUCAAUGUACGGUAGCCAAAGCACAAUGCGAAAAAAGAAUCAAGAUGCUUGGCGGGCCAGACUAUACUAGCCAAAAUUCUGGGGAUGUCAAGCUGGAUGAUGGGAAUUUGUCAUCGAGACGCAAGAAGCAGGCAAAGCAACAGAAGAUAUUGACGUACGCUGAGAUUAUUGACAAUAGUUUGGCACGGAGUUAUUUCAUGCAGUUUCUUGGACAUAAUGGAGCCGAUCAUAUGUUGAG
Paramuricea clavata is the source of this 353-nucleotide messenger RNA. NCBI's taxonomy places the organism in Eukaryota, Metazoa, Cnidaria, Anthozoa, Malacalcyonacea, Plexauridae. The record is from the annotation of a GenBank genome assembly.